Messenger RNA from Homo sapiens (human), 21470 nucleotides. RefSeq names its product c-Maf inducing protein (gene CMIP). NCBI's taxonomy places the organism in Eukaryota, Metazoa, Chordata, Mammalia, Primates, Hominidae. The record is from RefSeq and is a predicted model, not a curated record. Gene Ontology annotation, cellular component: nucleus; cytoplasm. The coding region runs from base 17234 to 19507 and encodes 757 amino acids. The transcript has 22 exons.
ACUCUCGCCCGGACGGCCGCGCGGACACACGCUCUGUACACACGCGCGCGGCGGCGCGGGGCCCCGAGACACGCCCGCCCCCACCCCGCCGCCCCCACCCCGGCGCCCGCCCUCCGCGCCUGGCCCCGGCCCGCCCUCGGCCUCCCCCGCCCCUCCCCGUCGCCCGCCGAGCCCGGUCAGCCGCCGCGAGCAUGCACCCGACGAGCUAGGAGGAAGCCCGGAGCCCCGCAGGAAGCGCCGAGGCCGGCCCAGCCCGCCGCACGCGCCGCCCCCCGCGGGCAGCGCCCCCUCCCCUGCGGGCGCCCCCAGCCCCACACCCCCCCACCUUCCCGGGGGGUGGGGGGGUGCGGGCCGCCGGAUCCGGGGGCCCCGCCGCCCCAGCAGCCCAGGACAGCCCCCUCUCCCCGCCCCCAGCCCCCUCCCCCGGCGCGGCCAUGGAUGUGACCAGCAGCUCGGGCGGCGGCGGCGACCCCCGGCAGAUCGAGGAGACCAAGCCGCUGCUGGGGGGCGACGUGUCGGCCCCCGAAGGCACGAAGAUGGGCGCCGUGCCCUGCCGCCGGGCUCUUCUGCUUUGCAACGGGAUGAGGUACAAACUGCUGCAGGAGGGCGACAUUCAGGUCUGUGUCAUCCGGCACCCGCGGACCUUUCUCAGCAAGAUCCUCACCUCGAAAUUCCUGAGGCGCUGGGAGCCGCACCACCUAACGCUGGCCGACAACAGCCUGGCGUCCGCCACGGUGUGGACGUUGAGGGCCAGCCUGGAAGCGCCAUAUCCAGAGGCACUCAGGGAGGGGAGCAGGAGACCCAGGGCUCUGGGAUUCAGGUCCCUCUGUCACACCCUGCCCUUCUUCUGGGUCUUUCUUCCCCACCUCCCAGCCAGAAAUUGCCUCCUGGAGCCAGCCCAGCCUCGUCUUGUUCAUUGGAGCUCAGUUGGAGACCCGUCCUCACCCGAAGCAGGGUGAGAGGACAGCACCUGCCACCUUUAAGUCUGGGCUUUGCUGGACGCCUAGGAGAAGCCGGGUCCUCAGGCACUCGAGUGGGAAGUGAAAGUGUGCACCAGCUCUUUAGUUCUGCUAUUGACCGGACAGGGUUUUUCCUGGGGGGAGGGGGAAGGAGCUGCUGUGUUUUCUUUGCUUAAUCUGGCCUUGCCCCACAGAGAAAACACAUGCGUAGCCUCCAUCCUGUUUGUAAAGAGGGCGGUCAGCUACUCGAAGUUGCUCGCCUGGAAAAACUGGGAAGAUGUCAUCUCCUAUGGUAAGGAGGUGGGGGCUACAGGUAGCUGAGGUGGGCAAUGAAUGUCUUGAGGGACUGUCAGCAUGUGACCUUUUUUUAAAUGGUGAUAAAAUACACGUAACAUAAAAUGGGCCAUUUUAACCAGUUUUAAGUGUGCAGUUCAUUGAGUACGUUCACAUUGUUGCACAACCAUCACCCCCAUCCAUCUCCAGAACUUUCUCAUCUUCUCAAACUGAAACUGUCCCCAUUAAAUGUUAACUCCUAGUCCCCCUCCCCCAGCCCCUGGCAGCCACCAUUCUCUCUUCAUUUUCUAUGACUUUGACUCCUUUAGGGACCACAUAUGAAUGGGUUAAUAUAGGAUUUGUCUUUUUCGUGUCUGGGUUAUGAUUAUUAUUAUUUUGCUUUUUUUGUUGAGGUGAGAUUUACAUAACAUAAAAUCAACCAUUUUAAAGUGAAGAAUUCAGUGAUAUUUAGCCACUACCACCUCUGUCUAGUUCCAAAACAUCGUCACCCCAGAAGGAAAUCCUGUACCCGUUAACAGUCACUCCUCUUUCCCCCUACCCCCGGCUCUUGAAAACCAACAUAUGACUUUAAAUUUGAUUUGCAUUUGCAUAUAUUAGGCCCUCUACAAAUGUAUGCUGAAUGAAUGAAAGAAAAUCCUGGCCAGCUGAGAAAUAAUGAUGAAAGCUUGGAUUUCUUGAGUGCCUACUUUGUGCCAGGUCCACAUAAGCAUGUGUGGUUCUCAGCCCUGGCCGCACAAUGGGAUCACCUGGGGAUCUUCGUAACCCCCAAAACCCAGGCCCCACCCCAGAGACGCUGAUGGCUUUGGUCUGGGGGAGGUCUGGGCCAUAGCCUUUUCCGAGCGAUUCUAACAUGAGAGUGAGUGGUAGGCAGUAUUUCCUUGGGUCAUAGCAGUCCUUUGGGGUAGGUAAUAUUAUCUCCAUUUUGUGGAUAGGGAAACAGGUUAUAGAGGUCAGGUAACUUACCCAAGCUCUCUCAGCUUCAAAUCUCCAUCUGAGGCCAGGCGUGGUGGCUCACGCCUGUAAUCCCAGCACUUUGGGAGGCCGAGGUGGGCAGAUCACCUGAGGUCAGGAGUUUGAGACCAGCCUGGCUAGCGUGGUGAAACCCCAUCUCUACUAAAAAUAUAAAAAUUAGCCAGGCGUGGUGACACACACCUGUAAUCCUAGCUACUCAGGAGGCUGAGGCAUGAGAAUCGCUUGAACCCGAGAGGCAGAGGCUGCAGUGAGCCAAGAUCGUGCCACUGCACUUCAGCCUGGGCGACAGAGUGAGACUGUAUCAAAAAAUAAUAAUAAAAUCUCCACCUGAGUCCAAAGCCCUGACCCAUUCUGCUGCUCCAGCCUCCCUCUGUUGUUUUGCAGGUGAUUUUGGAAGGGGCACCUGUUGCUACUUAUGUGUUUGCUAUGGGGUAAAAUAAUUAAAAACUAUCUAAUUGGGAUUUAUGGGGUGCCAGCUGUAUGCCAGGCACUGAUUCACGUUCUCUCAUUUUACCUUUACAGCCACCUUGUGCAAGGGGACUGUUAUGAUGACAUCAGUUUCCCCAACAUUGUUGGGAAAGGACGGGGGUGGUUUGCCUCACUUAUCAUGGAGGGAGUCUCCCCUUGGCCCUCCUGGUGGGGACCUCAGCUGAAGCAGAGUGGGAAAGAAGCCUGUGUGUGAUGUCAGGGUGGGGUCCAAAGUUGAGGCUGAAUGCAGUGUUUUCACGGGAUGGCUUUGACAUCGGUGAGAGCUGCUCUGCCCAGUUUGAACUAGUGGUGGGCCAUUGAAUGGAGCUGGAGAAGCUGUGCACACCUCAGGGCUUUGGCCCGGCUGUCUCCCUCAGCUGCACAUGGUUUGUCCCUCCUAUUUGCGUUUGAGAUUUUUGAUGGCUGUGGGACUCAUGAUUUAUUCAACAAAUAUUGUUGAGACCUGAUAGCUGGGCGCCGUCUGGGGCUCUUAGGAAUAUGCGGUGAUGAGACAGGCACAGUCUCCAUUAUCCUCAUGGUCUGGCAGGUGGUACGGAUUGUUGUGUCACCCUCAUCUGGGUGUGCCGGGCCCUGUCUCUGCAUGAGCUCCCUCAUUCCAGCCUCAUGGCAGGUGUACAGGUGAGGGCCUUGAGCGACUGUGUGUAACAGAUGAGGACAGGGCCGCUCAGGAAGGCUGAGAAGCUUUCCCAACGUUACACAGCUUGUGAGAAGCGGAGACUGAAAUUGAAUGUGAGCUGAUGGCUUCAGAGCUUGACUAAGUAACACUGACAGAUAAUUAUGAAAGAGGAAGUCCAGGGAGCAUCUGCGUGGGAUGGGGCCAUGCCAGGGCCAGAGCGGCUCCCAGAGGGUGCUGUUUCAACUGAGGUCUUGGGGGGAUGGGUACACUAGUUUCCUGUGGCUGCUAUGACAAAUGACCACAGGCUUUGUGGCUUAAAGCAACACAAAGUUAUUAUCUUACAGUUCUGGAGGUCAGAAGUCCACAGUGAGUCUCGUAGGGGCUAAAGUUGAGGUGUUGUCUUUCUGGAAGCCUAAGGGAAGGGUCUGUUGCCUUUUCCAUUAUCUAGAGGCUGCUCGCAUUCCUUCCCUCGUGGCAGCAUCACUCCAACCUCUGCUUCAGUCUUCACAUCUCCUCUGGCUCUGGCCCUCCCGCCUCCCUCUUUUUUUUUUUUUUUUGAGAGGGGGUCUCACUCUGUCACCCAGGCUGGAGUGCAGUGGCGCAAUCUUGGCUCACUGCAACCUCUGCCUCCCGGGUUCAGGUGAUUCUUGUGCCUCAGCCUCCUGAGUAGCUGGGAUUAUAGGUGUGCGCCACCACACCUAGCUAAUUUUUGUAUUUUUAGCAGAGACAGCGUUUCACCAUGUUGGCCAGGGUGGUUUCGAACUACUGACCGCAAGUGAUCCACCCUCCUUGGCCUCCCAAAGUGCUGGGAUUAUAGGCAUGAGCUACCGGGCCUGUCCCUGCCGCCUCUUAUAAGGACCCUGUGGUUACACUGGGCUCACCAGAUCAUUCAGGGGCACCUUCCGUCUCAAGAUCCUCAGCUUAAGCAACUCUAAGGGUCCCUUUGCCAUGUCAGGCCACAUAGUCACAGGUUGAAGGGAGUAGGAUGAUUAGGGCCAUUAUUGUGCCUAUCAUAGCAGGGGAGAGUGAGGCUGGUGGGCAGGCAAUCUAAGGCCUGGAGGUGAGUGGGUGCUUGGCUUUGGAGGGGUGCUGGGCGCCUAAGUACCUGGAGGAGGAGCUCCUGGAGGGGAGGGUGAGACAGCAGAGGGCCUUUUAAGUCAUGGGGCAGACUGGGAGUUGGUCACCUGCUAAGUAGCUUCUGGAGAGAGGACCUCUGUUCCCACUUGAGCCUGGUGGACAUGCGUGUCCCAGGAGGACGGUGUGUGUUGGGGAAGCCCCUGCCCCUCCCCCACCUAGGAGCUUCCCUUUCACAGUGACAGGAAGAGGGAGAGCUAGGAGCAUAAUGUGCUUUGGGCAGGAAAUGCAGGCUGCAUCUUCCCAUUGCUGGAGAAGGUGACAAACCCGGGCUUCGGAGUCACUGGGGCUGGGUUUGAAUCCAAACUCCACCACAUCCUAAGCUGAGCCCGUUCCCAACUGUAAAAUGGGGGUGAGAUAGGGCCUGACUCACAGGGUCAGCCCUGGGGUCAGCGAGGCAGGUCAUGGGACGCUGUUGGUGCACAGGCAUGCCUGCUUGCUCGUCCGUUCAGCAGAUGGCGGUGGCGCGUCCACUGUGCACCAGGCACCAUUGCAGGCACGGAGCAAAGCAGGCAUCAUCCUGGCCUACUUGGAGCCCCCAUUCUACUGGAGGAGAGGAAAAUGAACACGGAAAUAUAGAAUCUUGUCUGCUGCCACUAAGUGCUGUGGAGGAAACCAUCAGACGAGGGAGGACAGAAGUAUUGGUAUGAAUGGGGAGGGUGUGGCGUCUGUGUGUGGUGGCCUUUGGAAUAGGGUGACCAAAGAAAAUCUGGAUGAGAGGUGACACUUGAGCAGGUUUGGAAAAGGUAAGGGAGGAAGCUGUGCAUGUGCAAAGGCCAUGGGGCAGCGGCUAAAGGAGGUAAAGGAGCCAUCCACAGCAUGUGCAAAGGCCCUGGGGCAGCAAUUUACCUGGUUUUUUUUCUAGGAAUGCAAGGAGGUAAAUGUGGAUGGAGCAGAAUGUGCCUUGAGGAGGGUGGCAGGAGGUGAGCUCUGUGAGUCACUAGUGGGGUCAGAUGGUGUAGGGCCUUGUAAGAACUUUGGCCGUUAACUCUGAGGGAGAGGAGAGAGCUGUGUCUGCUCUAAUACAUUCAGGAAAGUGGCAGCUCUGAAGACCGAAGUGCCUCCUGGCUUGCCUCUCUCCCUCCCGCAGCCUCUUCCUCUUCCUCUUCCUCUUCCUCUUCCUCUUCCUCUCCCUCUCCCUGACCCUCCCCCAGCUGCCCACUGUUUUGUGGGGAUUGAUUGGGCCCAUUGAGGCCUGCUGCCUGGAGUAGCAGCCUUGCCCACAGUCCAGUCUGGGGACCUUUCUCGGCCAUCCCCUCCUCCAGCUAUCCUCAGUGUUGGUCACUUAUGGCUUUUGCUAUUUAUAUAGCACAGUGGUUUAUAAACUCUGCUUCUAGAAUUUCGCAACCCGUCCUGCAGCAUGUUAUCUGUCCAGGCAGAUAGUGGCGAUCUUUAUCCAAAUCAAAGGACUGAAAUUAAGGGGAUGGAAUUGUCUGCAUUUUAUGUUUUCCACCCAACAUAUUUUGUCAUAAACUGGGAACUUGUGUAAGGUGGCAUCCAGUUUAGUUCAAUCCUGUAUGUAAUCAUUUCAAGCUUAAUAAAUUAGUUAAUAUUUGUUAAACACCUACUGUGUCUUGGGGUUUCUGCGAGAUGUGAGAUUCAUUGGCGGACAAACCAGAUAGCGUUUUUGCCAAGUCACCGAGAUAGUUUCAGGUCCUUGGCCAUCAUCUUUUUCCACCAACUCCAGGUCAGCUCAGGGGCCCACCAGGUGGAAGUCGCCCUUCCCUGGCGGACCUCGCCCGUUCCCAUUCCUUCUGGCAAAGUCAGAUUUGGUGAAAAGGCCACAGCAGCUGGGUGGAGUUCCACUUGCCAGCUCGAGGAAGAGUUCUGGGAGGCACGGGAAGCCAAAACCGCCUGUGAAGGAGGCCUGGUGCAGCUCAGAAAGCCCUGGCUCUGGCCGAGGUUUGGGAUGUGUGGCUGCCAUGGCAACCCGUCUCCCCGACGAAGGGUAGACGGGUUGGGCGCCGAACGCAGGGUGUUGCAGGUUGGGCUCCAUUUUGACUCUGGUGGAGAACGAUCACCUGGCUGCAAAACCAACCUCCCCGCCCAGUACAAGCAUCUCCUCUUCCCCCUUGGGCCACGAGGGUGGGGGACUUGAGGCAGGAGUGGGUUUUUGUAGUGGGGUCAUUGGGUAAUCAUCUCCGGCUCUCUGCUGCAGUUGGUGCGCACAGACCCGGCUAGUUUAAGGCCAUUGAUGGGACUCCUGUAGACGCUAAGCGAUGGAAACAUUGUGCGCAUCCAGUACUCGGCGUGCUCUGGAUGGGGCUGGAAGAUGCCAGGUGGGCUUCUGAAACGAGUGUGGGGUUCACUCUACCUUUGAUCUUUGCCUGCCCGGGUGUCCUCAUUCAUUUAACUCUUGGCUUCCUUAUUCCUCUGUCCUUAUCCCCUUCCUAGGAGUGGGGUCUGCUCAGAUAUACCCUCUUCCCUGCCUCUUUCCCUCCCUCCCCUCCUGCCUUCCUCCUCCUACCCCUGAAAACCUCUUUUUUUUUCUGUCCAAGGCUUUCUUGGGCGAGUUUAGAGCAGCAGUUUCCAACUUGAGCUGCGCAUUGGAAUUACUUGAGGAGCUUAAAAAAUGUCCUGAUGCCUGACUCCACCCCCAGAGGUUGAGAUUCAUUUGCUGUGUAUGGGGCUCAGACGUCUUAUUUUUUAUUCCGACAUCAUUUGCUUGAAUAGCUGUGGAGUAUUCUAUUGCGUAUGUAUACCAGAAUGUAUUAAGCUACUUUCCUGUUGAUGGACAUUUAAGUUGUUCCUAAAUUUUCCUAGUAUAAUAUGUUCUCCAUCCAUCUCCUUGUGAGCUCAUAUCUGUCAAGAAAUACUGCGAACGACUUUGAAAUGGGUGGAGAAAGAUUCCUGGGUGUGUUGUCUAGCUCACUCAUCCGAGCUAUUUCUACCUUUUGUUUUCUUUGAGCUAUUUUACAACUCUAAUUGUGGAAAGCUGAUAAUACUGCAAGUGGUUCUGGUUCAUGAAAAUGCAAACCAGCUGUGCCUGUGGACUGCUGGACGUCCCAGCUUGUAGACACUCCCCAGGUGAUUCUACAGUGUGGCCUGGGUGGAGAAUUCCCAUUCGGAAGACUGGAGGUAAUUUCUUACCACAGCCCUUCUGAUGUCCCUCCCGACUCAGUGGGAACUGAUGGCCUAUUUAUUUAGCUGUAUGUUUACGCAGCCCGUGGAAAUAACAGUAAGAGCUAACAUUAACUGAGCACUUAUAAUAUGCCAGAUCCUUUUUUGAGAAUUUUAGGUGUUAUUUAGUUAUGUGAGUACAAUUUUUCAUAGACAGGGAACAACCUGGUGAAAUAGGUAGUCUUAUUCCCAAAUGCAGAAGGGGAAGCUGAGGCGAAAGAGCUUGCUGGAGGUGGUAUUGCUAAUGAAUGAUAGAGCUGGGGUGGCACCACGUGGCCUGCUUGGACCACCAUACUGUAGAGGUGGGAGUACCCAGCUCUCCCCUGGAUUCUGCCACUUCCCCGAAUGAGUCACUCAGGCGCUGUGAGUGUGUCAUGGGACCGAUGAUCCUAAGCUCCCAGACCUACUGCGGAGGGUUGAGGGGUUGGGCGUGAGAGCCUGGCACCCGGCCUGACAGGCAGAGAGGGGCUCCCAAAGGCCACACGCAAGGCCAUCACUCUGUUCUUGGCGUGUUGGUUUGCACGUUCAUUGCCUGCUGGCCAGAGCGAGCUGGUGUGUCAGACUCACAUGAACGGGCUUAGGGGAAGAAAGGGAGGCUUUUCCAUCACAGCCAGGCUUUCUCAGAGAUAUUCAGGUUCCCAAGAAGUGGCUGUGAGAUCUGGAGUUGAUGGACUUAAUUCAGAGACAAACAUGCGCACUCUGUGUUCAGGGCCUUGCAUCUGUUUCGUCCAUCCACUAGGCCUCAGAGCAGCCCUGGGAGGUAGAUAUGAUCGCGCCCAUUUGACAGAUGUGGAAACCAAGGAUCAUCCAUUUGUUCUUGGGUUUCUUUUCUAAUUCACCUCAUACGUCCUAGGCCCUGAGACGCAGUGGCAACUAGGAAAUUGCACUUCGGGUCCUCGCUGGAGUUCAUUCAGGAGGGGUGCCCAGGGCCGGGCCACUUUGCACUUGAGUGCACACAGUGACUCUCCAAGCAGACCGCCGAGUCCCUCCAGUCCCGCAGAGUUUCCGGGUGUCCUCAGCCACAGGAGGUGAGGCUGGAGUGGGCCGGCCCAUUGCCCGGUCCCCAGAGAGAGCCAGACUCCCCAGGAACUAAUUUCUUAAGAGACCUUGAAGGCUCUUAACUCCCUAAGCGAAUCCAGCUGUGCCUGGUGGCCGGCACUGUUGCAGAUGUCCUGGCCAAAGCCAGCUUGGUUUGGAAGCCCGGCCCCAACAGCCGCCAAGUCUGGAAAUGAAGUAAAUGAGUGAGUUGUUCUUGGCCAUUUUCCCCUCAUCUCAACCCAGCUCAAAUCAAACUGGAGCUCUGACCUCAGGCAUCGCACAUUCCAUACUCCCCGGCCUCCUGGGGUUCAAAGGCGCACGGCAGGCGAUAACCGCACUGGGCGUUGAGCGCCGUGAGGGAAGCUUCUGGAGGGAGCGUGGGACUGGGGUGGGGGCAGCUGGCGCAGCUUCGUUUCUCUGGACACCAGGCCUCGGAGAAACAGAAGGGGACGCCUGCUGGGCUGUGCUUGGCCUCUGGUCAUGGGGGGCCCUGAGAACCAGAACAGGCCCUGCAGGGGUGAGGCUUCUAGUGAACCGGGGGGGGUGUGGGGGCUACUUUGGGGUGCCCCCUCCCCACCCUCCCUUGCCUCCUGAGCCUCACUGCUCUACCUGGGAGCCCCAGCGUGACUUCUUGAGAAAUGGUGGCCUCUGCUAAGCAAGGCUGUCCCGGGCGGUCACGGCGAGCUGGCACCUGGAUUCCUGAGGUCCUGAGGAACCCGCUUCAAACCUGGGUGGUCAGGGCCGAGUGGGGCUCUGACUGCUCCACUCCCGAGGCCCCAGACCAAACCACACAGCCCUUGAGGGUGAAUCACUUUGAAGUGAGGGGUUCUGAGCCUGUGGCCUGCCAAGCGGGCCGGCUUGGCGGGAAUGGGCAGGCUGGGCAGCAUGGCCCGCGUGGCUUCCAGGCAGCAACUCCUCUCCCAAGGCGAAGGAAGCCAGAGCCAGAGCGCAAGGCUCUGGGCUUUGUGGUCAGAGAGCGGCUGAGUUCAGAUAUCAUUUCCUAGCUCUGUGACACUGGGCAAGUCACUUAACCACUCUGAGCCUCAGCUUGCUUUAUGUGCAAACUGUGGCUUCCUUGCACCACUCUCACAGGGUCUGUGUGAGGAUUAAAGGAAAAAACCCAUGCAAAGUGUUUGGUUGGUGCCUGGCACGGAGUAAAGGCUCAAGAGCUGUGGUGCCAGAGAGCAGCUUCAGGGGGCUUAGCCCAGCAGCAUCUCAGAGCAAUCCCCUAUCAACAAACAAAAAGGAUGUUCCGGCUCUGCAAACACGGUUACUAGACGAUCUUCGAAUGCCUCUUCUUGCAUGGAAUGACUGCUCUCGGCUUCUGCUCUUUGCAACCUGGAGGUGCCAUUGGGAUGCCCUGGCAGCCUCGCAUCUUACUUUAAUUAUUAUUUUAUUUUAUUUUUAUUUAUUGUUGUUUUAUUGUUUAUUAUUGUUGGCAAGACGCCGUUUGCAUAGUAAACUGAGACUGCUGCAUGACUUUUAUUUUAUUGGCUGCAUGACCUUAGCAUACUAAAGAUGAGUACAUUGUUAUUAUUGUUAUGGUUCUGAUUAGCUCCGUGACCGUAGCACACCGAAGCUGAGAGAGUGCGACCGUAGGGGGUUAAGGGCUCAUAUUCCAGAGCCAGUCUGCAUGGGUUUUAAAUUCCUCUUCCUCCACUUCCUCCACUUCCUAGUGGGUGACCUUGGGUCACCCGCUGAGAGUCCCUGUGCCUCAGUUUCCCUGUCUCUAAACUGGGCAUAAUAGUGUCUACCUCACUGGGUUGCAGGGAGGAUUAAAUGAGUAAUACGUAUGAAGUGCUUAGAACUGGGCCCGAUGCACGGAGGGAGUGUGCUGUUAGCCAUCAUUGUAGUCAUCCACUCAUUCCACCUGCAGGUUUUGAUUGUUGGCCUCCUCUGUGUCUGGUUCUCCCCGAAACAGUGGAUAUAUGCGUCUCCUGGGACUGCUAUAAGGGUGACAUGCCUGUUCCUUCCCCCAUCCCCUCUCUGUGUGCCCCUUCUCCUUGGUGGCACUCCUGGGCAGUCAUCAGCUUCCUUGCUUUACCGCAGCACCAGGGAGGCUCCUGUGACUUUCAGGAGAGCCUUGGGAGGGCACAGAACCUCUGUACUCCUCUUCGGGAACUCUCCCCACAGCUCCUGGCUCUUCGCUGUUCUGCAGGCCCAGUGUGAUCUGGAAGACGGGGAGAGAAUAAUCUCUGGCAGAGCGAUGUAGUUGCCACUGUAGAAUCAGAUGUGAGCCACUGUCAUUGAUGCUGGACUUUGCUUCCUGUCUCUGGCAGGCACUGGAAGAGAUGGCCUUUCAGACCUUCCUGUGAGUUUCAUUCAUGCUUCAUUCUUUCAUUCAUUUUUUUUUUCAUUCAGUCUCUUCCCAUUCUUUCUGCUUUCAUUCAUUCUAUUCGUUCAUUCUUUUGUUAUUCAUUCAUUUUUCAGUUUGAUUGUCUGCUUUGUCCUGGCCAUACUCUCAGGCACAGGAGAUGCACCCAUGAAGGCCCAGCUGGUCCAAGGCCUUGGGGAGCUCACAUCCCUAGCUGGUGGCAUGAGGAAAGGCGGGCAAGGAGGGGUACGAUGUGCCCAUACAGAUGCUGAUGGUGCACUCAGAGGCUGACUUGAGGGGUGAGGGAGGGCUUUCUGGAGGAGGUGACUUCUAUGUGCACAGGAGAGGAGGAGCUGGAGUUGGUGGGUGAAGAGGGGAGGUAGUGCUUGUUCCCCACAGAGGGGGACUUUACUUGCAGAGGCUCCAGGCCCUGAGGAAAGGAGUACCACAAUACACUGGUACUUUUUUCUCCUCGGUAGUCAGAGCGUAUUAUUCAGGUACAUCACUUGGGUGCAGGGGCUUGGGUGAGAGACCAGCAGGAGAGGUCUCCUUUGUGAGUCCCUCUUUCCAAAAGUGCCGCUGUACCCGGAGGUCUGGAAGACUUUACAAGUGUGUGACUUUCAGAGUGCAGGAACCCAGCACACCCUGUCACCAAACAGACCCACGAGGCCACCAUUCUCCCAGGACCCAGCUGUGGGAUGGCCUUGGCUCCUGCUUCUGGUUUUAUGGAGCCCCCCUCCCUUCUCUGUGAAACGGCACUGCCCAGGCUCGUUCAGGGAGGGGGAGAGAGCUGAUGUGCGAUGUGUGCGUAGUGCCCAGCGAAGGGCCCUUCACGCUGGGAGCUUUUGGCAAAUGCCAACUCUGGCAGGAGGAGGCACAGGGGAAGGAGAGUCUCGGGAACUUCCCCAGCUCUCCAGUGCUAGGAAUUUGACCUUUUCUAGGGGUUCAGAAUCCAGUGAUGUCCUGAAAUCUGCAGUUUCUGCUGCAGAAAGACAGUUUUUUAUGUGUUUCCGGCCACCGGGAUUCUUGAUAUCUUCUCAGUACCAGCCUUUGGACUGGUGCUCUUUGGGUCCCUGGGGAGUGAGAGGGGAAGUGAGAGAGGGCAAGAGACCUGUGGACACGCCUGCACGCCUGUGCCAGAGGCCUGUAGUGUCCCAAGGAGCCUGACAUCCCUCAGGGGCUGUAAGAGGUUAGGUGUAGCUAAAGGUUCCUGUUCCUCUCUGACAGAGUCAUCACUACCAGUUAGUAGUUAAUUCAUUGGUUUUCUGUGCUCCUACUGUGUGCAAGGAAUAUAGCAUCACAGUGAAUGAUGUUUCUGUUCUCGUGGUCAGGAGAGCCCAGUGCAGAGGCCUGAUGCUAUUGUAACAAACCAGCAUACAAAUGCUUAGCAUGGAUCGGGCGUGGUGGCUCAUGCCUGUAAUCCCAGCACUUUGAGAGGCCAAGUUGGGCAAAUUGCUUGAGCUCAGGAGUUCGAGACCAGCCUGGCCAACAUGGUGAAAGCCUGUCUCCACUAAAAAUACAAAAAUUAGCUGAGUGUGGCGGUGUGUGCCUGGAAUCCCAGCUACUCGGGCGGCUGAGGCAGGAGAAUUGCUUGAACCCGAGAGGUGGAGGUUGCAGUGAGCCGGGAUUACGCCAUCGCACUCUAGCCUGGGCGACAGAGGGAGACUGUCUCAAAAACGAAAAACCAAAUGCCUAGCAUGGCGGGGGAAUAAGGGCCCUGAAGAAGACAAGACCCACACAGGGCAAAGGGAGCAGGUGUUUGUGGCGUGGCCAGUCCUCUACCAGGCUAACACUUGAUGUGAAACUUUAAGGAGGGUGAAGGAGGGAGCCACCCUGGGGUGUCUGGGUAGAACAUUCCAGACAAGGAGAGCAAAUGCACAGGCCCCAAGGAGGACACGGAGGCAUAGGGAGCACUUGAGAUGGGGCAGGCAUCGAACUGGGUGCAGAAUACACACUUUCUCCUUUUAUCUAGUGAUCCUAAGAGUUUCCCCUGUGUAAUGCCAGUUUUUCUCCUGGCUGUGUGGAGGCUCCAAGGGGUCCAGCCUGCACACAGUGGAGGGGUCGAGAUUUGAACUGGUGACUGCUUGACUGCAUAGCCUUGGCUCUCGUUGGGCUGCGCGGGCUGAGCUGAGAGACUGGGGUAGGGGUUUUGUGGUGGGUUCCUGUUCCUGACCCAUGUGGGGUCUGGCCAUUACCCUUGCAGGCAUUAUCCUCGUGAGGGCUCAGGAACGGUGUCACCCAUCACAGGGCGACAGCUCCAGAGAUGUCUAGGGGGCUGGAGUGCCGGUGUCUGGGGUUGGCCUUACAAGAGCCUGGUGAGGACAGGGCUGGGCCAGCCCUUGCCUUUUGAGUCCCGUCUCUGUCACCGCAUGGCUGUGUGAGACUCUGGGCAAGUCACACCCUUUCUGAGUCCUCGUUUUCUUGGUAAAAACGGGGUUAGUAAAACUCCCUGCCCUGCUUCCUUACAGAGCUUUUGUGAGGCUCAGGGAAGAUUAUGUGUGGGAAAGCCCUCUGUGGGCUCCAAAGCCCUGGACACGAGAAUUCUGAUUUUCCUUUAUUUAAUUGCAAAAACAGUAUCAGUGGAACAUGGAAGAUAAUUUAAAAGAAGACGAAAAAAACCUCUUCAUACAAUUCACCCAAGUAUGGAAAUCCUACCCUACCCAAGUAUACACCAGCUGAAUGGGUUUGGAUGUAUUUUCAGAUAAAUUCCUCACUUGGCGAACUCUUGCCGCUUGACGUCCCCAACUCCACAAUCACGUGGAUCUGGAUCAUUUGGCACCCUUCCCUGUCUGAACUCGGGAGCUGGAUGGAUUUGGCUACUGAGGAUUGCUUGUAUCGAUUUUCCACUUAUUCCUCUUGGUCUUGGCCCAUCUGUACACAUACUUUUAUGUCAUUACAGGCACAGUGAACAUGCUGGUUUCUUUCCAUUUUCUCCUCUACCGUCAUCAGCGGAGAUGACGUUUUACCUAGUCUUCGCCGUGAUGGAAGCUUUUUAGUGGCCACGUGGUCAUCUUUUGUGUCACACCAUUUUUCAUGAAACCAUCUCCCUUUGGUUAGAUACUAAGGCCGUUUCCUGCUUUUCUUCCUCAAUAGAGUGUGCCACAGUGAAUAUCUGCGUGCCUGUAGCGUUUUUAUCCUUUCCUUUUGAUGAUGAAAGAUCAUUUGGAAAAAUUCCCAGGAGGGAGAUUAGUCGGCCACAGGGGUAUGAACAUUUUGAUGGCUUUGGAUAUCGAUGAGGCUCUCUUGCUUUCCCGCAGAGUGGAGCCCAUCUGUAAUGCCAUCCACAGGGUGCAAGCGUCCUUAUUUUAACACUGCCAUGUCCUCUCCGGGUGUCAUUGUUUUUCAUUUUUUUCUUAAAUUAACUUCACGUGUUGAAAAUGGUGCAGUGUUCAGUGUUAUUAGUCAACAGCUGGCUUUGAGACACAUGCCUGAGUGCCUUCAGCUCCUGGCUGAGUCCUCUGUCCCUCUGUCCGUGGCCACUCAGCCAUGAGCACUUCUGUUAGCGAUGAAGAUGAAAAAGUGUCCCUUCUGCCCAGGCUCUCCCUUCCUCCUCUGGCUGCAGAGCAGGGAGGGGUUUCAGUGGCAUCGCGGUGGCCGGGAGCGAGUGUGCUGGCCGGCUGGGCCUUGCUAGCAGGGCCGGGCCUUGCUGGCCAGGCCAGGCUAUGCAGGCCCUCGAGAGGGCCUGGGGACAAAGGCGCCUUGGGAGGAGGAGGCAAAACAGGGGAGGGAAGGGAGGGCCCUGGAGAAAAAGGGGGGAAGAGAAACAAAGACAAAGGCUGGCAAAAAUAGACCACGGAAACGGCAGGCAGCCGGGAUAAGGAGGACAAGAGGCAGGAUGUGGAAGAGGAGGGGAGGCGGAAGUUGUCGUGGGGGGUCGGGGAGAAAUGGGGAGUAAAGGGAGAGUGGGUUACGGGGAGCUGUGUGGGGUGGGGGUACGUGGGAGAGAGAGACCCAGAAAGACAGACACACAGAGAGAAGGGAGCGGCCGAAGAGGAGGGCCCGUGAGCGAGAAGAUGCAGAUGCCCCUUUAGUAGGAGGGCAUUGCUCCCUGCGCCCCUGGAAGGGACUCUGGGCUGGAAAGGACCAGAAUGCAGGGAGGAGCCGCUGGCGGGGGUCACUGGAAGCUUGAUUCGGGGGAAGCUGUAGGUUGGAGCUGGGAGACCCGAGUUCCUGCCCCUCCAGGGUCUUGUACGUCCUCACAGAGGACCUAGGGCCUUGAUCCUGGUCCCGGCACACAGACACUUCAGGGGUGAUGGAGCCACCACACCGAAUUCUCCUCUAGGGCCCUCCCCCAGCAUCAGAGUGCAGUCUGAGGGCAGCAGUGGGAGCUGGACUGGGGCCAUCUGUGCAAGGGGUUAUUGUGCCCAGGUGCACAGGCCGGAGCUCUGGGGUCACUCACCCUCCGCGUUACCUGUCGUUACCUGUCGUUACCUGUCGUUACCUGUUGUCUGGACCAUAAAAUGCAGAUGGGAAUGUCGCCCACUUCCUCAAGUCUUUGUGAGGAUUAAACGAAGUACGAAAUAUAAAGCACUUGGAGUGGGGCACAUAGUGUGUACCGUGUGACUCAAGGGGCUGUCCUCUUUAUGGUGACGAUGACAAGGGCAUCAGGACAGCAGCCAGCAUGGCGCAAGCCACCCGGGCCCAGCCUUGUUGAAUCUUCCGGCAGUGUGGCGAGUUAGGUCUGCUCGUUCCCACUCUCCGCAUGGGAAAACUGAGCUUCACAGUUAAUAUAAACACCAACAGUAAUAACAAUGGCAGCAACAAACUGCCGAAUAUGAGGGCCUAACAUACACGAAGCAACACGCACGUCGCAGAACCCACAGCUGAGGAGACCAGAGCUCAAAGGGGCGAGUCACCUGCUGGCUCACACAGCAGCCGGGACCGGGAUUGCAGGUGACCCACGUGGCUUCAGGGCCCAGGCCUGCCCUGUGACUCACGCGGCCUGUCACCCGCCGUUUCAUGUUUCAGGCCUCGCCUGUACACUGGUGCUUCUCAGGAAGUCUUAGGGAAGAUGACUUAUUUAUUAGCCGUUUUUUUAAAAUCUCUUAAUUAAAAAAACAACCAGUGUGAGUAUGUGGAAAUGUGAUUCACCAUGUGAUCGGGGAGGUCAGAGCCAGAGUCCCUGGCUCAAAGGUAACACCCCUGUCCACCUGGAUGAAGAAUGUUCCAGAAGCUUCCCUCCAGGCACGGUCCUUGCCUGCUGAGCAGUCACCGGGGGAAUCGGGGGCAGUUACCGGGGCCUCAGACUGUGGGAGCUGCCUCUUCCUGGGUCUCCAGCCGUGAUUUCAGACUCGUCUUUCAUCCUUCCCCUCUCGGUUGCCAGCCCAGUGCUGGAGGGACGCAGGGCAGAGCCCAGCCAGCUGCAGGUGUUUCCAGGCAUGUGCUGGGAAUGGAGCAGAUGCGGGGCUGAAGCUUUCCCCAGAACUGGCCUUUAUUGACGCAGAGGGUGGGAAAGAAGGCACGUGGCUGUGCUGGGAGAGGGUGGGUCUCCCUAUAGCCUGGACCUGGGAAGGGCCUUCUCUAGAGCUCUCCAGGGACGGCCAGACAGCUCCCCUUCCACCUUGGGGUGUAAGCGGAACAGGACACACUCCCCUCAGGAAGCACGGUAUCAAAGAGGGUCAGGAGGAGCCCCAGCCGGCUCCCGUUCUGAGGAGGCACCUGUGGGCAUGGGGGACCCCCGGGGCCGCCCCCCGAUGCCUCCGCUGAUGCUUAAGGUCACACAGCAGGACAUGGUAGCUGGGUUCAAACUCAGGUCAGGCCAACUGCAAAGCCUGUGCUCUUUCGACUCCUGGAUGGACACUGCCCAGGUGCCCCUGGGUAACUGAUACCCUUGUCCCCAAACAACUCUGAAUCUCUUUUCAUCAUGAAUAUUAUUAAUAACAAUAAAUACUAAUAACUGCCAUUUAUCAAGAGCCCCUACUUGCCAGGUGCUUUCUCAUUCAGCCUGCCAAGGAAGCCCGUGAGUUGGGCACCAGUAUCGCACUUUACAGAUGAAGUCAUUGAGGUACAGAGCAGCUAUGUAACUAGCCAUGGAUCAUAGAGCUAGUGUCGGAGAUGGCACCCACACACAAUUCUGAUGACAAAACCUUACACUUGGGGACUGUAAGGCUUUGGGCACAUUAGGUGACCUCUCUGAGCUUCAGUUUUGUCUUCUGUAAAAUGGACCUCAUAUGCUGUCCGUGGCAUAGGUUUGCAUAUGUGAAUUAAUGACUGUGGAGUACCUGGCACUCAGUGUUAGCUCUCACCAUCAUCAUCAUCAUUACUGUAGCAUAGGGUUUCUCAGUGAAACAGACACUGAUGGUCAGAGUGGACCUCUCAGCCUGGGGGAAGCAGAGGAUGAACCCUCUGGGGCGGGGCCCUGGGCAGGCUGGUUCAGUGAUAAGCAGGAGCCAGGCGACCCACAGGCUUCUUGGAUGGGCUGGGCGUGCAUGGCAUAACCGUUUGAGAACAACAAACCAAGCCGGCCGGGCUGCCGCUCUGUUUCCUGCGAGGAGGGAAGUUACAGAUCUCCGCCCUGGCGUCCGGGGAAGGAUGGGACAGGCUGCUGAGCCAACUGGGUACAUGGAAAACUCAGUCUCCUACAGCGCAAUUGAAGACGUUCAGCUGCUGUCCUGGGAGAAUGCCCCGAAGUACUGUUUACAGCUCACGAUUCCUGGGGGAACUGUCUUACUGCAGGCUGCCAAUAGCUACCUGCGAGACCAGUGGUUCCAUUCUCUGCAAUGGAAGAAAAAGAUUUACAAAUAUAAGAAAGUGCUGAGUAACCCAAGCCGCUGGGAAGUUGUCUUGAAAGAGAUCCGGACCCUGGUGGACAUGGCCCUGACAUCCCCCCUGCAGGAUGACUCCAUCAACCAGGCCCCACUGGAAAUCGUCUCGAAACUGCUCUCAGAGAACACAAACUUGACCACCCAGGAGCAUGAAAACAUCAUUGUGGCAAUCGCUCCUUUGCUGGAAAACAACCACCCACCACCAGAUCUCUGUGAAUUCUUUUGCAAGCACUGCAGAGAGCGGCCCCGGUCCAUGGUGGUCAUCGAGGUGUUCACCCCCGUGGUGCAGCGAAUCCUCAAGCAUAACAUGGACUUUGGGAAGUGCCCGCGACUGAGGCUGUUUACUCAGGAGUACAUCCUUGCCUUGAACGAGCUCAACGCGGGGAUGGAAGUGGUGAAGAAGUUCAUUCAGAGCAUGCACGGCCCCACAGGGCACUGCCCCCACCCCCGGGUCCUGCCCAACCUGGUGGCCGUGUGCCUGGCUGCCAUCUACUCCUGCUAUGAAGAGUUCAUCAACAGCCGCGACAAUUCCCCAAGCCUGAAGGAAAUCCGGAACGGCUGCCAGCAGCCGUGCGACCGGAAGCCCACUUUACCUCUGCGCCUUCUGCACCCCAGCCCGGACCUGGUGUCUCAGGAAGCCACGCUGUCUGAGGCCCGGCUCAAGUCGGUGGUCGUGGCCUCCAGUGAGAUCCACGUGGAGGUGGAACGCACCAGCACUGCCAAGCCGGCGCUGACGGCCAGCGCAGGCAACGACAGCGAGCCCAACCUCAUCGACUGCCUCAUGGUCAGCCCCGCCUGCAGCACCAUGAGCAUCGAGCUGGGCCCCCAGGCCGACCGCACGCUCGGCUGCUACGUGGAAAUCCUCAAGCUGCUGUCAGACUAUGAUGACUGGAGACCGUCUCUGGCCAGUUUGCUUCAACCCAUUCCAUUCCCCAAAGAAGCUCUCGCACAUGAGAAGUUCACCAAGGAACUGAAGUACGUGAUUCAGAGGUUCGCCGAAGACCCCAGGCAAGAGGUCCACUCAUGCCUGCUGAGCGUGCGGGCCGGCAAAGAUGGCUGGUUCCAGCUCUACAGCCCCGGAGGGGUGGCCUGCGACGAUGACGGGGAGCUGUUCGCCAGCAUGGUGCACAUCCUCAUGGGCUCCUGUUACAAGACCAAAAAAUUCCUGCUCUCCCUGGCAGAAAACAAGCUGGGUCCCUGCAUGCUCCUGGCACUGAGGGGGAACCAGACCAUGGUGGAGAUCCUGUGCUUGAUGCUGGAAUACAACAUCAUCGACAACAACGACACCCAACUGCAGAUCAUCUCAACCCUGGAGAGCACAGACGUGGGGAAGCGCAUGUACGAGCAGCUGUGUGACCGGCAGCGGGAGCUGAAGGAGCUGCAAAGGAAAGGCGGGCCCACCAGGCUAACACUGCCCUCCAAGUCCACAGACGCUGACUUGGCUCGUUUGCUGAGCUCCGGCUCCUUCGGAAACCUGGAGAACCUCAGUUUGGCCUUCACCAAUGUAACCAGUGCCUGCGCCGAGCACCUCAUCAAACUGCCUUCGCUCAAGCAGCUGAACCUGUGGUCCACUCAGUUUGGAGACGCUGGCCUUCGGCUCCUGUCGGAACACCUCACCAUGCUCCAGGUGCUGAACCUGUGCGAGACCCCGGUCACAGACGCUGGCCUGCUGGCCCUGAGCUCCAUGAAGAGUCUCUGCAGUUUAAACAUGAACAGCACCAAGCUCUCAGCUGACACCUACGAAGAUCUGAAGGCCAAGCUUCCCAAUUUGAAGGAAGUGGACGUCCGCUACACCGAAGCCUGGUGAAGCUCCCAGCUCAAGGCAGGAAGACGUUUGCAACCGCGACAAAAUAACUCUUGACUAACAGCCGCAGAGCAGCCGGUCCUGGGGUCCCACCCUGGUGCCCUGGCUGUGAGAUAGAUGGGGAGUCUUUCUGGGGGCGGAGGGGGGAGGGGGUGGGGAGGGGGCCCACAAGCACGCCCAGCCCCCGCCGAAUUCUUUUAGCUUCGUAAUUGGAACCUUUGACCUGAUCUAAAGUGGACUUUGUAGCAACAAGAGGAGCAUCAGCGGGUCGGGGAGGGGUUUGGGGGUGGGCUGGGGGGUGGGGGACCCUUUGUGGAUUUUCUUUGCCUUUGUGUUUGAUGCCGUCGUGUGGGAAAAGUCAACUCCGAUGCCACCAUUGCGGGCCGGACGAAGGAUGCUUUCUUCCUAGAGGCUCCGAGCUGAGCUGCGAACUCGCCCCCCGCCCUUGGGACAAGAAGACCCAGUCACAUCACUGCACCCGUCCUGUGUCCUCACCAUUGCUAUGCAAAGUGAUUCUUGUUGUACAUAAGAUUUAAAUAAUGCACCUAUUUAAGACAUGUUGACAAAUUGCGGGUCUGGGACCCGCCUCUUAUUUAUGAAGUCUUUGACCGUCCCCCCCGCCCGACCCCACCGCCCUCCCGCCCCCACCUGGCGUGUAGUACUGUAUAAACCAGUCAGCUGUCGGGUUAGUGGUAGUAUUAUUGUUAUUUUUUUAAAGGAAACAAACAGACAACAAAAAGAAGAAAAAAAAAAAGAACCUCCUUGGAAAAAUUAAUUGCUUUUUCGUAAUGGAUUCUCUAUGCUAAUGCUCUCUCGUCUGUCUGUCUGUCUGCCCACUCCCCCACCCACCACUGUGCGUUUCUGAUUUCCAAAUGUCUCCAACUCCCUCACGAGGUGGGGCUCAGGCUGGAGGAGGAGGGAUUAAGAUCCCCUUGCUCCACUAAGGCCCAAGCUCUUUCUCUCGGCACCUUUUAGACUUGAAUGGGAGGCUGCUAACCCGCCCUCUCCAGUCCACCCCGGUAAAAGAGCUGUUCCCCACCCCCAGGGAGCUCCUGUCCCUGUCAGCCUUUGCUGUCCCCUGUCCCCAACGGAGACUCUGUCACCCCUGGGCUCCCCCUGCCAUCGUGUGCUUCACGUGGCCCCAUGCAUGCCCGCCUCUCUGCAUGGUCUCUUGGGAAAAGAGAGAUGUGUCGCCUCCGCCAGUCCGACUGCCCUCCCCACCCCACCCCCGCCACCCCCCACAUGUGACCACUGCAACGAAGACACUCCUUCUGUCCCCACCUGCUCCGAAGACAAACCAACCUCCGUUUCUUUUAUAAACAGUCGGCUUUUUCUUAAUAAGCCCUCACUGUACAGAACAGCCCGUUGAUGGUUUAUUUGGGGUCCCCCUCUCCCCCCAGCCCUUUUUUCUGUUGGUUUAGCACAAAUACUUCCCUCCUCCGGCACCUCCAAACCUACCCCACAGUCAGUGUACUUGUUUUAUAUAUAUUUAAUCUUAUUCAAUGGAAACCAUGCUUUUGUCGUUUUAUACUUUGCUAGGUAGACUUUAUUACCCCCCCACUAUGCCCUCAUUUUUUUAAAAAAGGAAAAAAAAAAGAAACUGGGUUCCAGUCUUAAUUCAUUUUCCGUGCCAGGUUUUAUUUCGUGUGUGUGUGAGUGUGUUCUGUUUUGUGUUUUGUUUUUUGUUGUUGUUUUUAGUUGUUUGGUUUUCUUUUCUUUCCCCCCUCCGGUCCCAUACUUCACAGCACUCUGGUGCGGGAAGAAGCAGAAGCAAAAAAAAUAAAAAUAAAAAAAUAAAUAAAAAUAAAAAAAAUAAAAAAGGAAAAAAAAAAAAGAAGAAACAAGACAUGCCACCUUUCCCCUCGCACUGUUGCUUUUCCUGAUGGUUAAUACUACUGUCACGUAGCUGUGUACAAAGAGAUGUGAAAUACUUUCAGGCAAAAAUAAACUGUAAGUGACUCAUCAA